Molecule: messenger RNA, 267 nt
Organism: Protopolystoma xenopodis
Lineage: Eukaryota; Metazoa; Platyhelminthes; Monogenea; Polystomatidea; Polystomatidae
Source: the annotation of a GenBank genome assembly
AUGGGCAACUCUGAUGCCGCAUGCGAUGUCGGGGGUCUGACCUACUUUCGCACCAGUGCACUUAUUGUACAGUUCUCUUCGUCUCGUUUCUCGUCAGAUUUUCCCUGUGUCCUACGGCACCCGCUCGAUCCAAAUAGUCGUAGCUUUGAUAUUUCUUCCCAUUUUCUCCAGACUCCAUUUGUCUUUUGCGGAAAUCUUUGGCCAGUGAAGAUGCGUCCGAAUUUUAUAGAUAAGUUCCGGUUCCGUUUCUUCUUCAUUUCUCUUUAG